Molecule: messenger RNA, 2142 nt
Organism: Clupea harengus (Atlantic herring)
Lineage: Eukaryota; Metazoa; Chordata; Actinopteri; Clupeiformes; Clupeidae
Gene: hexa
Product: hexosaminidase subunit alpha
Biological process (GO): ganglioside catabolic process; glycosaminoglycan metabolic process; carbohydrate metabolic process
Cellular component (GO): lysosome; membrane
Molecular function (GO): beta-N-acetylhexosaminidase activity
Source: RefSeq, a predicted model, not a curated record
UUUGGUCUAUUCAUAACCAGCGUUUUUUGUGUACUUCAGUCACGUGCUCUGUUGGCUGUUUGGAUAAUUGUAGGUCAUAUGACUAUAAUACACUUGCCUCAGCACUAUUUCCGUGUUCUUCACGUUCAGCAGCAGUCCGAGCAACUUAAAUCAUGCUUCUUUGCUGUCUGUGUAAAUCAAGGGAGUCUGUUCUGAAUAAGCAACACAUUUGGUUGUUUUUUUUCAUAGCUGUCAACACCGUUUCAGUGAAUGGAAUAUGGCCAAUGCCUCAGAAGAUAAGCAGUUCCAUUGAGCGAUACUGUGUCAAACCACAGUCUUUCGAAUUUCAAUACACGAAUCUUUCGGUAGUAAAACCAGGAUGUUCAGUUCUAGACGCAGCUUUCAAGAGAUACUUCAAGCUCAUCUUUCCCGACCUCCUCAAAGAUCCAGGUGAAAGACAGAGCGGCUAUGACAGGCCCUUGGUGAAACCAUUUACAUUACAGGUGGGAGUGUCCGAGGGCGACUGCGAUGGCUAUCCCAGCGAGAGUUCCAGAGAGAGCUACAGGCUGAGUGUGGCAUCUGGACAGGCGGUUCUGAGGGCAGAGACCGUGUGGGGAGCUCUGAGAGGUUUGGAGUCUUUCAGUCAGCUAGUGUACCAAGAUGGUUACGGAGCUCAUUACAUCAACAAAACCGAAAUUGAGGACUUUCCCAGGUUUGCGUUUCGGGGGCUUUUAUUGGAUACCUCUCGACACUACUUACCUGUGAAUGUCAUCUUGGAAACUCUGGAUGCCAUGUCAUACACUAAGCUCAACGUGUUUCACUGGCACAUUGUGGACGACCCGUCUUUCCCGUACCAAAGCAAGUUCUUCCCUGAUCUGAGCAACAAGGGGGCGUUCCACCCGAUGACCCACGUGUAUACCCAGACCGAUGUGAGGAGGGUGAUCGAGCACGCCAGGCUACGGGGGAUCCGCGUGGUGCCGGAGUUUGACUCCCCGGGGCACACCCAGUCCUGGGGUAAAGGGCAGCCUGACCUCUUGACCCCUUGUUACCGUGGCCCUGUACCCUCUGGAACUUUUGGGCCUGUGAACCCCACUCUGCGCUCCAGUUACACGUUCAUGGCCAAGCUAUUCAAGGAAGUGACAUCAGUCUUUCCUGACUCCUUCCUGCAUCUGGGGGGGGAUGAAGUCGACUUCACCUGCUGGAAGUCAAACCCAGAUGUGAGGUCCUUCAUGAAGCAGAAGGGUUUUGGCACAGACUUCUACAAACUGGAGGCGCUCUACGUGGAGAAUAUAGUGAACAUCACCAGCGCACUCAACAGGACCUCCAUUGUGUGGCAGGACGUGUUUGACUACCACGAGAAAAUCCCUAAGGACGCGGUUGUGGAGAUCUGGAAGGGGCUUCCCCCAGCUUACGCCCAGGAGCUGAGCAGCAUCACCAAGGCAGGGCACAGAGCCCUGCUGUCCGCCCCCUGGUACAUCAACCACAUCCGCUACGGCCAGGACUGGCGAGACUCCUACAUGGUGAAGCCGCUGAACUUCUCCGGCACGGAGGAGCAGAAGAAGCUGGUGAUUGGUGGAGAGGUGUGCAUGUGGGGGGAGUAUGUAGACGCCACCAACCUCAGUCCCCGCCUGUGGCCCCGAGCCUGUGCUGCUGCAGAGCGUCUGUGGAGCGAUGAAGAACAGACCCUCAGCACAGAUGCAGCUCUUCCUCGCCUGACGGACUUCCGCUGUCGCCUUCUGAGGCGUGGUAUUCGGGCAGAGCCUCUGGAUGUGGGCUACUGUCCGCAUGAGUUCCAGGGCGUAUGAGAGGUUGCGUGAGAAGAUGAUUUUGGUGCACUGGAUGUUUCUCCUUUAAAAGAGAUUUAAUAUAGAGUUAGCAAAUAAAAUUAUAUUUUUAUACGAGAGUCAUUCCAUGUCAAGUGGGACAAUGGCUCCCACUCGCCCGUCUCACUCCCCCCUAAAACAUCUUUUUGUGACAAAACUAUUGCGAGUAGAGAGCUAAUAUUUGGGACUAUAACUAUUAAGAAGUGUAUGAACAACCUUGAAUUUUUUCAGCCAAAUCUGAGACGAUCGAGUGGGAGCCAUUGUCACACUUGCUCACAAGCCAAAUGUGUGACAAUUUACAAUUUAACAUGAAUCAAAUAAAGCAUUUUGUGCAGUUUAA